Messenger RNA from Podarcis raffonei (Aeolian wall lizard), 6012 nucleotides. RefSeq names its product fms related receptor tyrosine kinase 1 (gene FLT1). Gene Ontology annotation, cellular component: plasma membrane; signaling receptor complex. NCBI's taxonomy places the organism in Eukaryota, Metazoa, Chordata, Lepidosauria, Squamata, Lacertidae. The transcript is spliced from 32 exons. The record is from RefSeq and is a predicted model, not a curated record. The coding region runs from base 671 to 4504 and encodes 1277 amino acids. Gene Ontology annotation, molecular function: ATP binding; vascular endothelial growth factor receptor activity. Gene Ontology annotation, biological process: positive regulation of kinase activity; protein phosphorylation; multicellular organism development.
CAAUACGCCCUUAGCUGAUAGUAAAAUUAAAACCGUCUGAAGCUCCCCGGGACGGAGCGCGACAGCAGAACUCCAGUAAAACGCAAUAAAGGCGACGUGUGAGGCAUUUUUUUAAAAAGCUGAAUUAUUUUUUUAAGCUGAGAAACAAAAGCAGCGGUUCAGAGACGAGUAACAGCCUUUUAAAAACGCCUAUGCCACCAAGAAAGCGUUAUAGCCCUAUACUUGAAAAUAACGUGUUAGCGCCAGUCCAAACUCGGACAAAAAAUACCUCAGCGCAACCUUGGAACGCCUCAGAAAGGGUUCAGCUGCGCUUUGGGACACAGUUGGAAGUGGAACACAUUCUCAAACAGUUAUUGAAUAACCUCUUCCCCAUGAUCUCAUGGCAUCUGCUUGACUUUCAGCUACGCUCAUUCAGCUUAUUCUGCUGUUGGGUAAUUCAUUAUUAGGAGCAACCAAAAAGUCCCCAAGAUGUGACAAGCUUCCAAGUUCUCUAGAACUCUUUAUCAGGCAAGAAGUUGCAUAUGUUGUGGUGAAAUGAGGGAGAUUUCCAGAACGAUUCAGCUAGAUAUUGCUACCAUAAGGCUCUAGUUCGGGGUCCAGUUGGAAAGGUCCAAAGCUAAAUAUAACAGGAACACAGCAUGUCAUACAAGAAGGAGAUACUUUAAGCAUCAUGUGCAGUGGGGAAGUGGCUCAUUCAUGGUCUCUGCCUGAAAGUCUAAGCAAGGACAGCGAACGACUGAAUAUAAUUCCAUAUAGUUGUGGAAGGAACAGCAAACAGUUCUGUAGUAGCCUGACUUUGAACAAAGCUCAAGCAAGUGACACAGGAUAUUAUAGCUGCAAGUAUACAUCUUCAAGUGCGGUGAAGAAGAAGACAGUAUCAACAAUAUAUGUAUUUAUUAAUGACACACACAGUCCGUUUGUAAAGCUCAACAGAGAUCUGCCAGAUAUGAUACGCGUUUUUUAUGGAGAAGAACUUAUCAUCCCAUGCAGAGUUACAGUACCAGAUAUUCCUGUUACAUUAAAAAUGAUGCCAGGAGUUAACAUCAUUCCUGAUGGGAAGACAAUAAUCUGGGAUAGUACAAAGGGCUUUAUAAUACCAAAUGCAACAUAUAAAUUCAUAGGCCUUCUCAGCUGUGAAACAAGUAUUAAUGGCCAUGAAUACAGCACAAAAUACCUGACAUUCAGGAUGAACAAUGAAAUCCAUAGUGUCCGGUUAAAUGCCUCAAGACCAGUCAAGUUAUUAAAAGGAGACAAGCUUGUCCUCAACUGUACAAUCACUACCGCCUGGAACACAAGAGUGCAGAUCACAUGGAGUUAUCCUGGUGAGGCAAGCAAAAGAGGGACCAUAACUAAAAGCAUUAUACCAAGGAACGAUGAACCCAAUCUAUUCUACAGUAUUAUUGUUGUUGAUAAAGUCCGUGAUAUUGAUAAAGGAGAGUAUACCUGCAAUGUGACAAGUGGCCUAUCUGUGAGAUCAGUUAAAACAACUGUUCAUAUUUAUGAUAAACCAUUCAUCAGUUUGAAAUAUAGAAGAAAAAAUGUACUGGACGUUAUAUCUGGCAAGAAGUCCUAUCGACUUUCUAUGAAAGUGAAAGCGUUUCCUGCACCAGAGGUUGUAUGGUUGAAGGAUGGGUUACCUGCUGCUGAAAUGUGUGCCCGGUAUAUAAUUAAAGGUUAUUCACUAAUCAUAAAACAUGUUGCUGAAGAAGAUGCAGGAAAGUACACUAUAUUGCUGAGUACUCAGCAAUGGAACUUGCAUAAAAACUUGACAGUCACACUGAGAAUAAAUGUGAAACCUCAGAUCUAUGAAGAAGUGUCUUCAAUUCCUGGUUCUAAUCUUCAUCAAGUGGGAAGUAAGCAAAUCCUAACUUGCAUAGUUUAUGGUAAUCCUCAACCUACAAUAAAGUGGACCUGGCAACCUUGUCAACAGACAAAUUCCUCAGCAAGGUAUGAAUUUUGCUCCAAUCCAGAGAGACCUUUCAUCUUGAAACCUGGGAGCACUACAGGAAACAGAAUCGAAACCAUCACACAGAAAACAGCAAUAAUAGAGGGAAAGAAUAAGACUGCUAGCAUGUUGAUUGUGGCUGAAUCCAGAUCAUCCGGAAUCUACAGUUGCAUAGCUUCCAAUAAAGUGGGAAGUGACGAAAGAAAUAUUAGCUAUUUUGUAACAGAUGUGCCAAAUGGAUUCCAUAUUAACUUAAAGAAAGCACCAAUUGAAGGAGAAACCUUGGUGUUGUCCUGUUUAGCCAACAAAUUUCUGUACAAAGACAUUGCCUGGUUAUUACCAAGGACAGUUAACAACCAAACAAGAAUAAAAAAGGCAGCCACUAAGGAGUAUUCCAUUGGUCUCACUCUCAGCAUCAAGAACGUUUCGCUUGAACAUUCAGGCACAUACACCUGCCGAGCAAGGAACAUAUACACAGGAGAAGAAGUGCUUCAAGAGAAAGACGUUACAGUCAGAGCUCAGGAAGCACCGUACCUGCUGCGGAACCUCACUGAUCAGGUUGUCAACAGCAGUCACUCUGUUAGUCUGGAGUGCCUUGUUCAUGGUGUGCCAGAACCUCAGAUAUCCUGGUUCAAAAACAACGCACAGCUACAGCAAGAGCCAGGUAUAAUGUUAGGGCCAGGAAGCCAGAGUCUACUGAUUGAAAGAGUGCAAGAGGAUGAUGCUGGACACUACCAAUGUGUUGCUACCAACCUAAAAGGAACAGUGGAGAGUUCAGCUUACAUCACCAUACAAGGAAUUUCAGAGAGCUCAAACCUGGAGCUGAUAACACUGACAUGCACUUGUGUGGCAGCAACACUCUUCUGGCUUCUGUUAACACUCUUCAUCCGUAAGCUUAAAAAGCCUUAUUCUUCUGAAAUAAAGACAGAUUAUUUAUCGAUCAUAAUGGAUCCUGAAGAAGUCCCCUUAGAUGAACAAUGUGAACGACUUCCUUAUGAGGCCAGCAAAUGGGAGUUCGCCCGGGAAAGGCUCAAACUGGGAAAGACCCUUGGGCGAGGUGCUUAUGGGAAAGUAGUACAAGCAGCCGCUUUUGGAAUUAAAAAAUCACCCACGUACAAAGUAGUUGCUGUAAAAAUGCUGAAAGAAGGAGCCACCGCCAGCGAGUAUAAAGCUCUGAUGACUGAGCUGAAGAUCUUGACACAUAUUGGUCAUCAUCUGAAUGUUGUGAAUCUGCUGGGCGCUUGCACAAAAAAUGGAGGGCCGCUAAUGGUUAUAGUUGAAUAUUGCAAAUACGGAAAUUUAUCAAGCUACCUUAAGAGCAAAAGGAAUUUCUUUUCUUCCAACAAGGAUACCUCCCUUCAAGGAGAGCUGGUGACAGAGGAGAAGGAUGUGGAGCCCAUUGGUGGUAAGAAGAAAAGGCUGGAGAGUGUCCCAAGUCGAGAGAGCUUAGCAAGCUCUGGAUUUCAGGAAGAUAAAAGUUUAAGUGAUGUGGAAGAGGAAGAGGAGGAUUCUGAUGAAUUUUACAAGUGGCCCCUCACCAUGGAAGAUCUAAUUUCUUACAGUUUUCAGGUGGCCAGAGGCAUGGAGUUCUUAUCAUCUCAAAAGUGCAUCCAUCGUGACUUAGCAGCCAGAAAUGUCCUUUUGUCUGAAAACAAUGUUGUGAAGAUCUGUGAUUUUGGCCUUGCAAGAGAUAUUUAUAAGAAUCCUGAUUAUGUGAGAAAAGGCGAUGCACGUCUCCCCCUCAAAUGGAUGGCACCAGAAUCUAUAUUUGAUAAAAUCUAUAGUACCAAAAGUGAUGUUUGGUCAUACGGAGUACUGUUGUGGGAAAUAUUUUCUCUAGGUGCAUCUCCUUAUCCAGGUGUUCAGAUAGAUGAAGACUUUUUCAACAAGUUAAAAGAAGGCAUAAGAAUGAAAGCCCCAGAUUUUGCAACCCCAGAGAUAUAUCAAAUCAUGCUGGAUUGCUGGCAAGGGGAUCCAAAGGAAAGGCCAAGAUUCUCAGAGCUGGUGGAGAGAUUGGGAGAUCUACUUCAAGCAAACGUAAAGCAGGAUGGCAAAGACUAUAUCCCUCUGAAUACUAUAAUAUCAGUGGAUCCUGAAUUUGACCAUUCCUCUCCAACUUCCCCUCAUCCUCACGAGAGAGGAAAUCAUUCAGUACCAGCCUUGAAUUACACAGGCAUCGAAAACACUGGGAGAUAUGUUAAUGCCUUCAGAAUGAAAGUCAAGACCUUUGAGGAACUUUCACCCAAAAACAAACUUGGAUGUGAUGAUUACCAGGCCGACAGUGGGAUGGUGCUGUCCUCAGAAGAACGGAAACGUUUUACAUGGACAGGCAGCAAACAAAAGCAAACUUUCUUUGGCCUCCUCUCUGGCAGCCGAAGCAAGGAGUCUGUCCUUUGUGACACCGCAAAGCCGAAGGUUUACAGUUCCAGCUGCGGCCACAUCAGUGAUGUGACUCUGCCAUUUACCCGCGGCAGCACAGGCUGGGAAGGGAAGCAGACGCAGGGCUUCUCUCCUCCCAGCUAUAACUCGGUGGUUCGCUAUUCCACUCCUCCAGUGUAGCAAGGACUUUGAACUACUCAAAGCAGCUGCUCCUCCACUUGAGCUGCAUCUCUCCACUAUCACCAUUUAAAAUAUUGAACACUCCUUCCUGCUACUCAAUGACCCAACAGCACCCCUGUAGAGUACAUUUCUGGGCUGUAGCACUAGCUUCCACCCAACAGCAAGAACCACAAGAACCCAGUAACUAUUCAAAUGUGAGGGGGACAGCAGGGAGGGAACCCUGUGCACUGUAUUUCUCUCACUUCCUAAAUACAGAUCCUUACAUUGGUCUCAGGCAAUGCUAUGGGAGGAUGGUGAAACUGACCAGGCUAGAAGCUGCUUCUGGUCUACUUAGUUAUAUGCUUUAGGGAGAUUGCACUUUUAUUUUACCCACAGAGUCUUGCAGAUACAUACCCAUUUUGCUCUCGUGCUGCUGUGGAAUUAUUUCAGCUUUUGAAGGAGUGUGUUCAGUAGAAACAGUUCAAGCAGAUGUAAUGGUGACCCAAUGAAUGCAUCAGGGGCAAGGGUAGCUCUGCAAUACCUUAUUAAACAUUUCAAAACCAUACAGAGGGUGUUGGGGCCUCAGCUCCCUGCAUAGCUCUUUACCUUGUAGCUUGCUGAAGCAACAUAUACACUGCACAAAGUAAAUCUGCACAAAAAACACAGGUAGGAUUCAGGUUUUCUUGAGGCAAUACUGGGGACUCCCUGGCGCAGCAUCUUAGUAUUUUCCAUGAGAGAACACACUGUUCUCCAUGUAUCUAUUAUACUAGCCUGCUUUUAUACUCCCAGCUGCAAGUGACAGCAGAGGCACGAAGCGUCAGGCCAACCUGCUGUAGCUAAUCAGCAAUAAAACCUGCAUCCAGCUGCAGCUUUGCAGUGUCUGAAAUACCCGUUGAAUCUUGUGCUGCUGCUAUUGCAACUAUUGAAUUUAUUUAGUGCUAAGAGUGUGCUGCUAGGUUCAUUUUGCCAAGGGGCAGGUAGUUAUGGUAGUGAACCAUUGCCUUGGUUGACCAGUAAGCUACCACGAUGGCUGUUCUAUAAAAGCAGCUGAUGUCGGUCCUGCUGUUCCAAGUUGGUUAUGCCUAAACUUGAUUCACUGGUUUCAAUGACAAUUUGUCACAAUUAACCUGAGCUGGAUCAAGGCCAAUAGAGUGAAGAGUGUUUGGGUGCUGGAGAAUUUUAGAACACUCAGUUUCUAAAGCCAUAAGUCUGUAACCUUUGUGCUCUCUCAUUAGAUGGAACAUCAGCCAACUAUUCAGCCAUGACUCUAUUAUUAAAGCCAAUGGAUCUAUAAAGAGCUGAGGAGUGAAACUCCUGGGUUUAUUUUCAUGUAGGGCAUUAGUAGUUGUAAAAACAAAUAUUUUUUAUAUUCAAAUCUAAUGCUUUUAACGAACCUUUUUUAAAAAACUGGAAUUUACAAAGCGUUCUUUAACUGGAUGUAAAUAUCUCAUACUCGUGCCUUAACUUUUACCGUCUAUUUUUACAUAUGCUUUCUAAAGUUUCACAAUAAAAUUUAUUUCCAAGCUCCA